Molecule: messenger RNA, 1029 nt
Organism: Prunus armeniaca (apricot)
Lineage: Eukaryota; Viridiplantae; Streptophyta; Magnoliopsida; Rosales; Rosaceae
Source: the annotation of a GenBank genome assembly
AUGGAUUUGCAAAAGGGCUCUCAACCUAUUGAUUCUUACCUUCGUCAUGCUAAGUCCCUUGUCGAUUCACUGGAUACCAUCAAUGAACCUGCUCCUCGAAUCUCUCCUGAUCAAAACACAGCGCUAAUGGCCACCCAAUCCUCUCCUCACACCACUGGUCAUACUUCCUUCCCUUCUCACCGUGGUGGUGGCUCUUCUAGCAACAGCACGGUGGCCACUGUCGCUAGCGCGGUCAUUGCAGUGGUGGCUGGCGCAACUUCUCAUCUUCCUAGAGCAACUCAUGGAAUGGUUCCUAGCAGCCCCCAAUGGCCUAAUCAACUGUGGCCUUCUUUUGCUCAGAGUUCUAGAUUUCAAAGCAACUGGCCUUCCUUUCAGCUACUUGGGCCCAAUCUGCCGCUUCUAGCAAACACUCUGCCCAGUCCAACUCAGGUCCUAAUGUCUUGGGACUGGCUUGGUGCACCCACCUGUGCUCUUGUUUCCCUUGCCUUGGACCAUAUACUGAAAACAAACUCACCAACCGCACCAUUGAAUGUGUUCUUCUUGGAUACAACUCUCACCACAAAGGUAUCAUCUUCUUCAGAGUAUGUGGAUAUUGAAUUCCACCCAAUUGUUCCCUCCUCCGCACCUGGGCCCAUAUCGAUCACUCCUGCCUUAGACUCAGACUUGCAACCUCAUGGCACCUCCUUGGCCACUAAGCAUCCUGAAUGGCGUGACACCAUGGCUAAAGAGAUCAAUGCACUUCUUAAAAAUCAUAUAUGGUCUUUGGUUCGUUCCUCUCCAUCUCAGAACUUGGUUGGGUACGAGUGGGUUUUUCGGAUUAAGUGGCACUCUAACGGCUCCAUUGAAUGCUACAAAGCUCGUCUAGUUGCCAAGGGUUUUCAUCAACGUCUGGGCAUAGACUAUGUUGAAACCUUCAGUCCUGUUGUCAAGCCUGCCACCAUUCGCACUAUUCUCAAUCUUGAAGUUUCUCGUGGUUGGUCCCUUCGUCAACUUGACGUCAAAAAUGCCUUUCUCUAUGGGUUUCUUUAA